Medioppia subpectinata is the source of this 255-nucleotide messenger RNA. NCBI's taxonomy places the organism in Eukaryota, Metazoa, Arthropoda, Arachnida, Sarcoptiformes, Oppiidae. The record is from the annotation of a GenBank genome assembly.
GAAAUAUACUAUUGUGUGCCAAUGGAAACCAAAUCACAAUACCCACUGCCCAGUCCUCAUCCAAUACACCCACACUUAUGUAUAAUCCAACGCAAGGACUGGUUUACGCUACGGCCGGCGUCGCAACUUCUGCGGCCAAUCACAGCACCGGCACUGAAAUACUCAUCAAUAAUAACACAUUUUCACACUUACAACAAUCACAACAACAACAACAGUCAAAGACCAGUAAUCAGACAUCGGGUGCCAAACGAGGAG